AUGGCUUCUGGCCUUCUCAGACCUCUGGCGGUAUUUUGCAGCCAGUCACAGUCUCAGCGCUACAUCAAAACCAUCAGGAACCUGGGCGAUGCGUGGCGUAGCCUUGCCGAAGAGCCUCUUUCUGAGUGCGAUAAAAACUCCGCUUUGGUUGAGACCAACUUUGACUUUGUUCUGAAAAUCACAAAUGCACUGGAAGAGCAACGCCAGUCGAACCCGACGCUUGUCGAGAUGUCGGUCCGCGAGCCUCCCAUGUCUACCACAACAUCUCCAUCCACCAGUCAACCCACGACAGAACGCCCACGGCGUUAUCGGAUCUUCGCUGAUUACGGCGCGGAUUUUAUCUGGCGAGAUCCGGGUGACAUUCGCCCUGAAGAGGGCGAUGCUGUGUUAGAGCCAGAAGAAGUACUCUCUUCAUUCCCUCCGUCGGCUUUGGAAUUAUACAACGUUUGGGUCGACACAUACGCCAAAAACUUCAAAGAAAGACGUGACAAAACUGGAAACUUUCAUGCCACUACCUUUCCCACCGCUCUCGAGGAGGUAGCUUGGAAUGUGGCCGGGUUUUUGUUGGCAUGGCGCAUUGUAAUGGCGCCCAAAGUUGGGAGGAUUGAGUACACUGCCGGUUGUUCCCAUUAUCUUCUUGAGAAAGGGAAGGAGACGAGUGUCACUUUGGCUUUUUUGCAGGACCAAGUUGAUAUUCUAGCCAAUGGACCGGUGUCGUAG
Molecule: messenger RNA, 720 nt
Organism: Penicillium egyptiacum
Lineage: Eukaryota; Fungi; Ascomycota; Eurotiomycetes; Eurotiales; Aspergillaceae
Source: the annotation of a GenBank genome assembly